Molecule: messenger RNA, 10530 nt
Organism: Anopheles gambiae (African malaria mosquito)
Lineage: Eukaryota; Metazoa; Arthropoda; Insecta; Diptera; Culicidae
Gene: Liprin-gamma
Product: kazrin
Exons: 16
Coding region: 849-3716 (955 amino acids)
Molecular function (GO): protein binding
Source: RefSeq, a predicted model, not a curated record
GUCACCAUUUGGGGUUCCUCAGUUCCGUUCUUAUCGUGCUCGAGCUCGGUUGGUACCGCUCCGUUGCCGGAUCGCUCGUGGAAUUCAGCACCAAAUGUGUCGGUGAUUUGCUAGCAGCAGCGCACUGUGUAAGCGCACUGUGAAGAGCGUGCGAGUGGUGUAGUUCAUUCCCCACCAGUAUAAAGUGUACCGGCAGCAAAAAAAGGAACCAAACGACACCCGGUACUCGGUACGACUCGGAACGACUCCGGCAAGCAAACCGUGAUCCAACUUAACAAAGAAUAACAAACGGACAACGGUUUGCUGCUCCAAAACACAGCCCCAAACAGCCAUUAGCUAUCCCUUCAACCAGCCACGGAAAGCCUCUUUUCGGCGUGCAAACGGGAAAACGGAAAAAUUGUUAACGAGCAAUCGACAAGUGGAAUCGAUAGCUUGCAGACCUGAUAGAAGGUGACCAGCAAGAGAAGCAGACCAAACUCUUCACUGUUCGAUCGAUACAUACUGCUCCCGGGUGGAAAGGAUUCCACAUUUUCCUUCCACAACACAAACACACACACGAAGCUUCCAAACGUGCGCUGAGAGCUGGUGCUCAAUUCAUCAUCGUGUGACCAUCACCAUUUUCGAGUCACUCCCCAUCACGCCAGGAAGCUGAAUGGGACGCCCAACAGCUAGUCGCGAGCGAACCUCCUGCACCGGGCAGGCGUACCAGCCCCAGAACGGUAAUUGAGUUCGGACGGCGGUGAAGGCGGUGCACGAGCCAAGGGACACGGGACAGCCGUGCUGCUAGCAGCUUCCUAUUUUGCGCGAAAAUCAAAGCCCGACAAUCAGCCACCCCACACGACUGUUCGAUGCUGGGAGAGUUUCAUCGGAUAUUUGAGAAGACUGCCAUCAACGAUGACACAGUGAACUCUUUGCUGCGCCUGGUUGGAAUGCAGUUGAACGGCACGGCCGGCACCGUCACAAUGGCCGCCGCAUCGGAACCGCCCGAGCCGCCGCCGCGAAACCCGGACAAGAUCAACGCAUCGCUCAAGCAGCUCGCCGAAUCGAAAACACGCUCCCUGGACGCCGCCGACAAAGCCGGAGCGCCGAGCACGACCACGAACGGUGGCCGCCCCUUUCGACCGAUCCUAUCGCUGGACAAUGCAAAACCUUCCACCAAAACGUUCGACAUACCGGAACGUGGCACGCCCACGUCCGCACCGGCCACCGCUUUCGGCACCGACCACCAGCCGGGCGCACCGGAACCCGGUGCCAGCACGAGUGGCAACAGCAGCAGCAGUGCGGCCGGCACCACCCAACGACAAUCGAACCAACCGACUCUAUCCGGCUCAUCGUCAUCCUCCUCCUCGGGCGAGGCAGCAACGGCCAAUGGGACGGCAACGGCCAGCGAAACCGCCGUCCCGAAUGCGUCAUCAGCGAGCACCACCACCAGCCCGCAGGACAAAGCGUCCGGUCAGGCGAAGCAAAUCAGCCCCACGCUUGCCGCUAGCGAGCCCGGUGGUGAUAAUCUGUUCAAGAAUGGUGUCAGCGAUCUAGAAUCGCCACAAACGACCAAAAUUCGGCUGGAGAACGAGCGGCUGUCGGCCGAGAUUACGCGGCUGAAACGACUGUUGGAAAACUCACCGGACGGUGCGGUCGGUGGAAUUGAUCUGCUUUCGCAGAGCAACAGCUUCGAGGUGCACGCGGCCGACGACAGUAGCAACCGGAUGGAGAAGCUGGAGAACGAGCUGCGAAUAUCCAAGGAGCUGAUUCAAAGUUUAAAGCUCGAGCGCAAAAAGCUCCGCGCGGACAAGAACGAUCUGCUGUCGCAGGUCAAGCAGCUCUGCUCCUCGCUGCAGGACAAGGAGCAGGAGCUGCGCAACUUCAUCCGCAACUACGAGCAGCGGAUACGCGAGUCCGAGUCCAACUCUGCCAAACAAAGCACGGAGCGGGAGCGGGAAAGAUGGUCCCUGCUGAAGCACGCCCGCGACGAAGCGGAACGGUCGAUCGCCCUCGCGGCACAGCUGAACGCACGCGACCUGCAGCUGCAGCGCACGCAGGAGCAGCUGCAGGAAGCGCGCCGCCAGCUGUCCGGCUGCAUGUCCGACCAGGAAAGCUUGGUGUCGGCGGCCCCGCUAACACCGCCCUCCGGCCUGAUGGCACACAAUGCGGUGGCACCGGCUUCAACACCGGGCGUCGGGUACAGCAACAUCAGCGGGACACCGGGGGACCGUGGCUCGUGCAGUGCCGAUUCCGGCGUGAGAGGGAGUAGCGACCGCGAGAGUGCCGCCGGAGAUCUCAAUCUGAGCGAUGGGCCGUGCGAGAACGGACCGUGUAUACAGGUGGAUUCCGACAGUGUUUCGCUCGUGUCCAGCCAUCACAACGUGUAUCAGUAUGGAACGCCCAAAGAACGAAGCCCUACCCUGUCGCCCCUGAACGCCGGCGCCUACUCGAGGUCGGUUGACAGUGCAGCCCUUUCGAGCUCUUACAGAUCGGUCGAACAGCUCGGCUCACCGGUAGACAAUGAGAAUCAAACGUUCGCCCGCCGGCUUCAGCAGCAGCAGUCAGCGUCCGGAGCGGUGCCCGCUGCCUCCGGCAAGGCGCAAAACACCGGACUGACGGGACGGACCGGUCGCGGUGGUACGUGGGGCAGCAUAUCGCGCGUCUUCGCCCGCAGCCGCAACCGCAACAAGAACGCACCGAUCGACACCGAGGCCACCGACUUCCAGUGGAGCCCGCUGACGGAGGAAGGGUACGCGGAGAAGCUGCGCCUGCUGCGGGAAGCCUCCUCCAUGCCGAUGGAGCGUUGGCGAGCGUCGCAGGUGCUCGCCUGGCUGGAGGUGGCGCUCGGUAUGCCCCAGUACAGUGGGCGCUGCGCGGAGAACGUGAAGAGUGGCAAGGUGUUGCUGGAGCUGAGCGAUGCCGAGCUGGAGACGGGCCUGGGCACAACACACCCGAUGCACAGGAAAAAGCUCCGCCUGGCGAUUGAGGAGCAACGGCGACCGGAGCUGGUACGCUAUCCUACGAUCGGGCAGCUCGGGCACACCUGGGUUGCCUCCGAAUGGCUACCAGACAUUGGACUGCCACAGUACGGGGAGUCGUUCAUGCACUCCCUGGUGGAUGCUCGCAUGCUCGACACACUGUCCAAGAAGGAGCUGGAGAAGUAUCUCGGCGUUACCAGGAAGUUCCACCAGGCGAGCAUAGUGCACGGUAUUCAUGUGCUGCGCAUCAUGAAGUACGACCGGCAGGCGAUUGCGAUGCGGCGCCUACAGUCGGAGAACGUCGACACCGACCCGAUCGUGUGGACCAACCAGCGCUUUAUCCGCUGGGCACGCUCGAUUGAUUUGGGCGAGUAUGCGGACAAUUUGAAAGACAGCGGCGUUCACGGUGGGCUGGUCGUGCUGGAACCGUCCUUCUCCGGGGACACGAUGGCGACGGCGCUUGGCAUUCCACCCUCGAAGAACAUCAUCCGGCGCCAUCUGGCAACCGAAUUUGAGGCACUCAUCCUACCGGCAAGAACGACCAUGGGACAAGGGAUACGAACGGGCGGCGGUGCGGUCAUUCCGAUCGCGAGCGGAAUUGGCAUGAUGGCGGGAGCAGCGGCUAGCGAUCGUCGGAAUACUGGCAGCUUGCGCAGAUACUACGAGCGGAUGAACCUAAACCACGGGUACGCUCGGCUGGCAGGACCGGACGAGGAGCCUACCGACGUGAUUCCGGGAGAGUCAAAUUCGGAGUAAGAAUUGUGCAAUUGCGCCAUCCCAAGGCAGUGGUGCUAUGGAAAGGGUCUGCUGCACCUCCUGCUACUACGGUUCGUGAAAUGUGGAUCAAUCACAAACUGGAGGGGAGAGAUAGAAGGAAAAAAACCGUGCCACUGUGCAUGUGCAACAGUUGAAAGCUUCCAGCAAAUCAGAUAGACUCUUGUCGGUGGCUUCCUUUCUGGUAUCUGGAACCGUUUGCCAAGUUGAGUGAUAGCAAACGUUACAAAGUAUUUCGUGAAGUGUUUACCAUUUCCUUCUAAGGCUUUAUGUAUUUUAUUACUCAGCAGGAGACAUGGCUAUGGAAUUUCCUGCUUGUUUGUUUUGUGCUGAGUGAUGGUGUGUGUGUGCAAAAAUGAUGACUUGUUGAAUUGAGCUCCACUUGCGAGGCAAAAGUUGGUAUGAAUCGAACCAGCUGGCACUCAGUAGUUGAAUGCUGAGAAAACUUUUGGAAGCAUUUGAGUGCAUCUUGCAAUCAUGAUGGCGUUUUUAAUGAUCACCUUCAUGUAAUGGAGGAAGUUAUUUGUAGCUAUACAAUGUGUAAAACUGUUUACCUUGAACGAAAGCUUACAUGGAAUGAACUUUGCAAGCAAGAAGAAACAAGAGGUUUCAGGUAGGUUUCUGCAGAAAAUUAAAUAUAUAAAAAAUGGGUUAAUGCAUCUAGAAGAAAAUUAAUAUCGAUUGAAUUUGAAUGCUUUAGUCUAGUGAACAUGAUAAGUAUCAAUUGACAUACUUCAGGAAGAAAAUUCGUUGCUCGUGCGUGAAAAGGGAUAUUUAGCCCCAGGUUCAUCAGUUUACACCUUAUCCGAAAGGCUACGAAAAGCGUGGAUAUAAGCAUCUUAAUGAACUACGUUGAGUGGUCUCGUAGUACAGUCGUCAACUCGUACGACUUAACAACGUGCCCGUCAUGGGUUCAAUCCCCAAAUAGACCGUGCCGCCAUACGUAGGACUGACUAUCCUGCUAUAGGGGGAAAUCAAUUAGUCACUAAAAGCCAAGCCCAUAAGUGGUACAGGCAGGCCUUGACCGACAACGGUUGUUGAGCCAAAGAAGAAGAAGAAGAAGAAUGAACUACGUCAGGAACAAACUAACACUACUGAUUACCAUAUCUCCAUCACAAAAAGAAUGUUUUGACUCCCUUGAUACUGAACUAGUAUGAACGAGAAAGAUCUUCAUAUCCUUCAUAUGGUUCCUAAAAUGUGUUGGUGACAGUACACAGUCUGAUCCGAAGUAACGCGAAUUUAGAUUCGGAACAUGUUUGGACCUCAUUAUAUUAAUUCGACACAUUCAUCCUCAAAUUUAUAACAAAUCGCCCUUUUUCCUCAAGUUAUAACAUAUUUGAAAACUGAUAAAAUGGCUAAAUUUCUGUUUCAAUCCUACAACGUAUAUGAGCUGCGCUGAUAUCUUCUAAAUCCAUUAACUGCGUAUCUCGGGAGCAGACUGUAGUUUAAGUUUAUAAAGUUGAAAUUCAAAAACCGAAAAACAUCUCCAUUCCAUUUGUACAUGAAGGUUGCCUUCGUUAGACAUACACGUUACCUUCAUCCCAAAGCAGCAAGCUUGACGUUACGGCUCAAACUGAUUCUGAACAUGUCGUAACCUAAAGCGGGCGUUGAUAAGCGUGCAUGAGAUAUGCAAAUAGCAGCUCAUACAAUCCUGUAAAGGAUCUCCCCGUGUCCCGUGAAACUCGUGCUUUUUUUUGUUGUAAAAUUCAUAAUUCCCUUUCAAGAUGAUGCUUGGGCAAAAUAAAAACUGCAUAAAAAAUAAUCGAUAAUUCCUUUUCCAUUCACGACAAACGAGGGUCGAUGUUUUUUUGUGCUUACUUCGUUUUUCGCCCCUGCAAAGCAAACCUGGUGCUUGCGCUGCUCCGUACGGUAACGAUUCCAACUACGUACAACUACUUCAACAACCGUGCCGCCCACGAGCAGGAGCACGAGCACUCCACUAUUACUUAGUGUCUUUAAAUGGCGCCACGGGACGCUUUCCGGGACGCUUUCCGACCCUACGUGGGCUUGCCUCGUCAAGUGGGCAGACACACAUACACUAACACACACACACACACACACACACAUGUCACUCUAGUUGGGGUGCGGCAUUCGAACGUUGAUCUACCGUCACAGGCACACGGGUCGCCCUGUGCCAUAUCCUUUGCAGUGUAUGAGCACCCCAACGUGCCAUCGCAAAAACGUAUGUUUGCCCUUUUUCUCGCUUUUUUCCCCCCCCCCCCCCCCCCCCCCCCCCCCCCCCCCCCCCCCCUAACAGCCAACACAACAUCCUGGCUAAGAGACGGAUGGCGAGAAAGCCAUCCAUCCAGCUCACAUUCACGGGUUCUCGUGUGCGCGAACCGGAUCAACAACUACACCUUCCCUUCCACAAAACCUCUCAGUUGCCCCUUCGCAGACUCUGGCCCUGCUAGCAUCCCCGUAGCCUCGGGUACACCACGAGCACUUCCGGUAGACGUGUUUACCGACGGGUACACGCCGGGGUACCGCCGGGGAGAGAGAUAACAUUUCUGCAGCAUUUGUAUUUAUGUGACUUGCUGUUUGUUUUGACAUGGCUAUGUAAAUUUUAGAUGAGCUACACCUUUUUCUUAAAAUAUUCACCUCAGCAAUGGGAAAGGUGGAAUUCGCUCCAUCCAAUGGGGUUGGUUCGAGAGGCCUGAAUGCCUCUUCGCACCUGCUCGAGUCGAAGCCAAACCCAUCCAGCUGUACGUAAUUUUUCCCGGUGGCCCACCCCCCAAAACACACACACACACACACACACAGCUUGGCAUCUCUCGGUCGGUAGGCUUUAGACGUGAACGCGCUUCCACGAGCAUGGCAUGUAAAUUCAUAUCAAAACGUGCAUUUUAAAGCCCGUCCCCAUCUCCGGGAACAAACAACAGAAACAAAAUAAUAAGCAAAGCCCUUAAAAUGCACGAGUUUCGCGCGGCACAAUGCUGUGGUUUUGUUUUGCGCGGUGGUUUUAGAUUUUGUGCCCGAAAAUGGGACACAGCAAACAGGGCAAUACAAAAGUGCAAUGCACUGCAGUAGGAUGCAGUGGAAAAGGAGCGCUUGUUUACUUUUUUUUUUUGUUAUUUAAGAUGAGUUUUAUACACUCGAAACUACUGGCUUGUCAAUGAAACAUCAAUUGAAAAGCCUUCCUUUCCAACAGAUUUUCUAUUCCCUGUUGCCAUUUGUUUGUUUUUGAUAAUCCUUUUUAUGUUAGACGAAAACAAGAAUAGAAAACUAAAUUGAUUUUUCCCCUACUAAAAGUUUAAAAAUUCAUUUGAAGCCUUAUUUUUCCUCUCGUAACGUUACACACAACAAAAACUGAUGCCGAGUUCCACACAUUUGCUGCAUCAGCACCAAUAAAACCAUACCAAAGCGCAGGUGAAAAAUCUGGUACAAUCGUUGCGAUGUGUUGAUGACGAGUUUUUUCCCACUCUACUGUCACAGUUUUCCAUUUACUUUUCCGCCCGUGAUUGUGUACUGUAUCGUACAGGUGCGCAUGGGGUUUGGCCGAACGAAACAUAUGGCCGUGAUGUAGCUUUUCCCAUUCGAAUAAAAGCGUUCUCUGCAGCAUCGGGACAGAAGCCGGGAAUGACACCGUAUCGAAGUAAAAACCCCCACCUUCAGUCAUCAUCGAUUGCACCAUCCGUACCGGUGUAUGGUUUGCCAAUGCAAUGGAACACACACAAUGGGUGUUCAUGUUCUACUGUACUCAACCCUACCGUUUGCGUAUGCAUUCGGUGUCAAAUGCAGGCACCCGGUACGAUAAGGAUGCAGGAAAUAAAUGCUACACAAUGGAAGGAAGAUGCCUUCAGCGCUGUUGUCAUGCGGUAGCUGAAUUGCUUGAAAAGGAGUGGGGGUUUUAAUGCGACCUGGAUGGGCGUCGCAGAGCUUCAUGAUAUGAGUGAAAGGCAACAGUCGUUGAAAUUUAUUUGCUUGACGUCAUAAAGAUAUUGGAAAAUGUAUAAAACAUUCGCCGCCCCCCAAAAAAAUAAAGGCUUAAUAACAAGCAUUAAAUAAAUAAGAUAAAAACAAACACACAAAAAGCACACACUCCCUGCCCUCAUCGAUUGAUUUGUAGCAGAUGAAACGAAGCACAGACAUCAAAAGAUCUUUUCGGCGCACUCUCCUCAAACAGAGCGCCUGUGAAAGGGGGGAAACUGAAAUCGGAACAUGAUGAUACAAAAUGCACGGCACACAGAGCAAAGAGCAAGCGUCCCGGGGAAGCUGCAGGGACGCGUGAGUUGAUAAAGUAAAGCUUUCAAUGAACUCAAACAGAAGCUGUGUCAGUGAUCUAGCGAAGAAGAAAAAAAGACUGGAGGCCGAAAAACUCACGUUCUCCGGAGCAAGGAGUGGCACGUGCUGAGCCGAGCCGUGAGCAUUGCUGUCGAAAGUUGUUGUAAAUCUUGGCCUGCUUUGUUCCCGGUGCUACCGUAAAAUGUAGAGGGAAAAAAGCGUCCAAACUCCCUCCCCUGUCUCGACAGGAGCGGCAGCACACGGAGAGCGUCAAGCGAAGGAGGUGUAAACCCAUUUGCUCGAUUACAACACCCCGACAACCCGAUGAGCGGCGACUGGCGGUUCUGGCGAUGAAAAGGGAAGCAAUUUUCAGUAAAAGCAACCACCAUUUUCAACACAAUUCAAACGAUCGAUCGUAUCGAACGGGAAGAUAAUACACCGCCAGCAAACGGAUGCCAUCUUGGUGGUUGAGCAAUGGGCGGCUUUACAUGGUGACACACACAAAAAACAGCACAGAAAGCUUUUCUCGAACGAAACAAUUGGGAUGUGCUCUCUUCCUCCACUGGCCCUUUUUUAAGGUUGGAUUGUGUCAAAUCAAACGUCUUGAAGUGUUGGUGGGCGUGAGAAUGGUCUCGUCUGUCAUACAAUUCCCCCGAUGGAAUGACAGCAGUGAAAUGAUGUUUGGUAACAAGUCCCACUUGUUUCGCUGAUCUGUGAAAUGUAUUGUCAUCGUGCUGCUAGAAGAAUCGUGGCAGUUUGACAUUGAUGAUUAGACUUUGCGAGUCGAAAAAUAUACAAUUCUUGUUGGAUUUUGGCGUUUUUAGGAAUUCUCGUAGCAUCAUCCUAAAGGCUAUUUUGGAAGAGGAAAAAAAAGCUCAUAUUCCUAGGAAAGGAACCACUCGAUGGCAAUAACUUCCCUUACUCCCUCUCAUGCACAUGGAGAAACUUUUUCAAUCAAACCCUCAUCAUCCUCAUCCACUGCUCAUACAUACUAUCCGGUGGCCAUCGUGUCCGUUGAUGCAUUUUCCAGCAUCGUACAUGAGCCGGCACCAAAACUCCAAACCCUCACACACAUAUCGAUCGACCUUUGGUGCUUCGCAUGAAACAUCAUAAUCUACGACUCGACAGUGAAACCCCCUUCAAACAUGGCUCAAACAUGCAAGCGUAAUAAAAUUAUCCUACACACAUGUGCCAUCCUUGAAUUCUGGAUGAUGGUAGGGCAAACGGCACACUUCACACCGCGCUGCAAGGAUGCGUGCAACUAUGGUCGAGUGAUUUAUGUAUUUAAUCCCGUCGUUGUCGUUGUUGCGACUAGGCUUUCUAAAACCCGGGCAUGUCGUUGCAGUCAUUUAAUUGGCCUGCAGCGAGUUUGAGUGCUGAUGUUGUACACACGAACCUACACAAAGUUCGAUGGAUGUCCUUUUUGAGUAUUCAUUUAUUAAAGUGCAUUUCGGGAAUGAUACAUUUGUUGAGCACAACAUAGUGAUAAUAGUCGUCUCUAGCUCUUCUGGUCCAGAUGAUGGUUGAGAUGUUCCAUUCUUUGUGUAUAUGUUUUGAAUGUUUUAUGAAUUUCUGUUGAACAAUGCUGUUCAAAUGACAAUCACAUUGUUUACAAGCAAUUUACAUUGCAAUUCGGCUACUCUUCUGAUUGUUUUAUAUAAACUCUUUUCAAAAUUUUCAUUUUUCCUAAACCAUCAUAUCUACCUUUACGUUUUAUGACCAUAAUUGCCAUACUGUAAGCGUAACAGCGUGCCAACGCAUUAUAUUCCCGGUGGCCCCAGGCAAUCAUUAUAAUUGGGUGCAAUAAAAAGGAAUAACGGAGUGUUAUUUUUUACUAUUCCACUUGGCGUUCCAAUCUUUGUCAUAUACAAAAAAGUGCAACCUCAUAACCAGUUACAAUGUAGCUGAUUGCCCCGAACUCUCCCCUUUCUGCAAACUGGUUGCUAGAACGGGCAUAAAAAUAGGUGCUAACUCGUACGAUCGAAAGAAAAACGCUUUAGAUGCUUUUUUUGUUUGCUCUUUCGAUUUGCCGUUUUUCAUAUUCAUAAAAUGCUGCACAAAAUCAUUGUUGCUGGCUAAUAAAAUGGCUUUAUUGCUCGUUUUUGCAUUACGAGGUCGCGUGGUAAGGCUCGCGCUUGCAGGCGAGCUGUGCAUGUUAAAAUGUCAUUUGCAGUUUGGUUCUAGAAGAUGACAAGCAUGCAAAGUAAUGUUAGAAAUUUUAUUCCUUCUUAAAUAGGCUAUAAAUGUGAAAUGAUUAAGUGAUCGGCAUGAAAUACACUUAUUUCUGCAUUGUAACAUAAAAAUGUUACAUCGCUUUAAAGAGUUUUCAAAACGAGUAUACCAAACGAGUAUCCAACACAAGAUGCCCAUCGAUAAGUUUCGAAUAAAACUAGCAAUUAGUGAUGAAAUCACUGAGGCGACCGCAUGGUCCCAUGGUAAAGUCUUCAUGCUUUCAACACAACAAACCCGUGUUCGAAUCUACUCUAAACUAGUUAUUGUAUCCUGCGAAAUUUUAAACAAUUGUUGCGAAAUAAAACGAAAGAAGGCGAAAAGAAGAAUAUAAAUUCCUUUGUUU